Molecule: messenger RNA, 3062 nt
Organism: Chrysoperla carnea
Lineage: Eukaryota; Metazoa; Arthropoda; Insecta; Neuroptera; Chrysopidae
Product: protein phosphatase methylesterase 1
Exons: 2
Coding region: 172-1398 (408 amino acids)
Biological process (GO): protein demethylation
Molecular function (GO): protein methylesterase activity
Source: RefSeq, a predicted model, not a curated record
GACAGUUUCCGUAGUGGCUAAUUUAAGAAUAAUCAUUACUGACACAUUCAGGCUUCCGUACUCAAAGAAACGUAAAUUAGGAAAUCUACUUUACCGAUAAUUGACAUUAGCAUUUUAUAAACGAAAUUAUCAAAAAAAGAAAAAAAGUUAUGCAAAAAUUAAUGGAAUGAAAUGGAAUUACGUAAAAAUUUAUUAACAAAUCGAUUGCCCCCAUCGAUACGGGGUGUCGGUGAUAAUAAUAUGGCCACAAGUUUACAAAAGAAAACAUCUCGAAAGCAACAACAUGAUUUUAGUCCGUCAUCAUGGACCAAAUAUUUUGAUAAAUCCGAAGAUGUUGAGAUACAGAAAAAUAAAUUUCGUGUAUAUCGAAGCGGUACAGAAGGUCCAAUUUUGUUACUUUUACAUGGUGGUGGCUAUUCAGCGUUAACUUGGUCCCUGUUAAAUGAAGAGCUCAAAAGUCGUGUUGUUUGCCAAACAGUAGCGAUCGAUUUACGUGGUCAUGGGAAUACGAUCACAGAAAACGAUGAUGACCUGUCAAAGGAUACAUUAGCUGGAGAUAUUGGACAUAUUGUGGAUAAAUUGUAUGGUGAUGAGGCGCCGCCGGUUGUUUUGGUCGGUCAUAGUAUGGGAGGUGCAAUUGCUGUUCACGCUGCUAGCGGAGGACUAAUUCGAUCUUUAGCCGGUGUCUGUGUUAUUGAUGUUGUGGAAGGGACAGCAAUGCAAGCUUUAGCAAGCAUGCAAAGUUAUUUACGAGGUCGCCCGAAAAAUUUUCGAAGUAUCGAGCAUGCCAUAGAAUGGGCAUUUCGAAGUGGUCAUACAAGAAACUUAGACGCUGCGAAAAUAUCAAUGCCUGGACAACUAAAAAACUUACUCACUGGAACAAUUGCCACAAAUGAAUUGACUGAAGAAGGAAUUGCUACUGCAGAAACUUGUACAUUUUCAAAUAUCGAAACGUCGACGGUUGAUACAAUUCUCGAAGAAGAAGAUGUCGAUGAAGAGCUUGCCAAGAGCAAACUAAAAGAGAAUCAUUUUAAAAUCCCUGGACCAUCAUCACAUAACGAUGUUCAUGAUCGUCAAGCACCGAUGUAUACAUGGCGAAUUGAUUUAAGUAAAACAGAAUCACAUUGGCCGGGUUGGUUCCAAGGUUUAUCCGAUUUAUUUUUAAAUCAUAUUCAAGCGUCCAAAUUACUAUUGUUAGCUAGUAUUAAUGGUUUGGAUACGGAUUUAACUGUUGGACAAAUGCAGGGCAAAUUUCAAAUGCAAGUAUUGACACGUUGCGGUCAUGCCGUACAAGAAGACACUCCCGAUCAAGUUGCUGAUGUGUUGGCAUCAUUUUUGUUACGAAAUCGUUUAACAACCGCUCAUGGUGAUUUUAAUCUAUCAUUUCCAAGUUGUUGAAUUUCAUCUCGUAAAUCGUUGAAAUGUAAAUACUUGCGAUAUUUUACAAGUUCCAAACGUUCAACUUGAUCUAAUCGAUAAUCAAAUGUACUUAACUUAAAAGUCUGAGUCAUCAAUGAAAAUUCUUUUAGAUUGUUAAAAGUUUGAUGAUAUCGCUUCAAAAGCUCGACUUGCUUUUUCAAUAAAAGCGUUACGGAACCCUUAAAACUUUUAAUUCUGGUCUCAAAAUAUUGUUUGUUUUUGAUUUGUAAAAGAAACCGUGACUUAAUAAAGCGUAAAGAAAUAAAAUUUGGUGAUAAUUCGCUUAAAUUUUAUAGUCUUUGAUGAGUUAUUUUUUUCGAUGAAUUCGUACAGUCGAGGAAAUAAGACAUUUGAUCCAAGAACAAAACUCCAGUAGAUUUUUAUUUCCGAUUUUUCGGUUUUAUUUCCUCGAUUAGUGAUUUAAUAAAGCGUAGAGUAUUGAAAUUUGAUGAUAAUUCGUUUGAAUUUUUGAUGGUCUUUGACGAGGAUCGUAAAACGUAAAUUUUAUUGGAAUUUGUAAAAUAAAAAGUAAUCAUAAAAAGUUAAAACAUAAGCAACAACAAAAAAAUCAACUACUUUAAUUUUUAAUAAUAUUUUUUUUGAUAAUAAUUAAUUUACAAAAUAAUUAAACCAGUGUCGGAUUUAGUCUUGUGUAGUCUUUAUGGGGUCAAAAAAUUGUAUAGGGGGUCUAUGAGUACAGGAACUUUUUUUUUACUUUCUAUUAAAAAAAAAUGUUUCUGUGUUUUGAACGAUUCAGAUAAUCUUACGAUAUUUGACACCUCACAUUGGUAUCGAUUAUGCCCUAAAUCCGACACUGAAUUAAACGCUCUAGCUCUUAAUUAAUAAUUAACAAAACCAAAAUGUGUGGAUUCUUAUUGUAAGCAUUUUUAGAUUAGAAUAUUUUUUUGAACAAAAAAAAAACCUAGAUGACUCAAUAAAUAUUUUAUAAAUCAUCGUAAAAAGACUUUGUAGCCAUGCUUUUUUUUGCGGAAUGGGUUUGUACAGCUGAAUUUAGCGAGUAAGAAAAAACAAAUAAUAUUUUUAAAUUUCAUUUCAUAAGAGCUGGAAAUUUGACAGUCUGCUGUCAAGAACUUCAGUUAGUCAAGAGUCUAUUUUAAACUUAUCGGUCAAUUAAAUUUUUUCUAGGUUCUUUGAAAGAGGAAUCCCUGGCUUGAUAGAGGAAAAGUUGUUAAAUACCACUUUGACAAUUGUCCCUCAAAUAUCUAGCUAUUCUGAAAUGACUGUCAAAUACUACGUCUGAUCCUAGCAGAAUUUAGCGAAAUAUGGGUAUGGUUAAUGAUUCCGGUUUCUAGGAUUCAUUCGCAUUAAUUUUGUUAGCUUUUUUCUAUUAUGGCGCGAGUGGUAGCAACGUUUUCGACAGUUUAUUAUAAGAUGUUGGCUUAAUUUCGAAUAUUUCUUUCCUUAUUGAAAUUAGGAAGGGAUGAAGUAUGCCUUACAUUUGAGAGCGGUUGCGUUAAUUAACGAUACGAUUCGCGCUAGUAAAGCCUAAUUUCAAACACCAAAUAAAUAUCCAAAAUCCAGCCAUCUUGAAUUCAAAUUUUUCGUGAAGUUCUAGCUGUGAGUUUGCUUUUCUGAUUUGUGUAAAGAUGACGGGUAUCAAAGCGUUUUUUGUUUUUUUUUUU